Molecule: messenger RNA, 888 nt
Organism: Priceomyces carsonii
Lineage: Eukaryota; Fungi; Ascomycota; Pichiomycetes; Serinales; Debaryomycetaceae
Gene: DFG10
Product: putative polyprenol reductase
Exons: 1
Coding region: 1-888 (295 amino acids)
Biological process (GO): dolichol-linked oligosaccharide biosynthetic process; polyprenol catabolic process
Cellular component (GO): endoplasmic reticulum
Molecular function (GO): 3-oxo-5-alpha-steroid 4-dehydrogenase activity
Source: RefSeq, a predicted model, not a curated record
AUGAAUGUCCCAAUAGAAUAUGUAAUUGCAGCACUGCUCCUGUUCUCAAUCGUUGUACUACUAUGCGUUAAGUGCAUUAAAGUAUUGAAUAAUAUGCUUUUAUACGGGAAGACAUAUUCGAAUAAAAGAAAAGUCGAUUUGAAAUUAUACAAGAGAAUAGAUGAUACAAUUGUAUCGCUAACAGUGCCCAAAGCUUACUUCACACAUUUUUACGUCAUCUUCUUUUUGCUUUGCUGUUUGUCGCAAUGGUUUUUAAGCCUGGUAUAUUUUGAUUCGAAGAGAUCCGUAUACAUGAAUUUUUCAGUCCAAGAGAUUCCAGGUGUAGAAGAAUUCAAGAAUUAUCAAGUGAUACUUUAUUUGCUAUCAGCACAAAGUAUAAGAAGACUCCUUGAGUGCCUCUUUAUUACUAACUUCUCUAAAACCUCAAGAAUGAAUAUUCUUCAUUAUGUUAUGGGUAUGUUAUUUUACUCUUUGGUUUCAUUGAAUUCAUUCAUGUCACUUUUGCCAUAUUAUCUAAGUGAUUCGGACAAAAAGAUACCAUUGAAAUUAAAUCUUGCAGAUUACUUGCUUCUCUUGAUGUUCUUAGUUGUUUCAAUCAAACAGAACGAGCAGCAUCGUUAUCUAGCAGGUUUGAAAAAGUACUCAUUACCUGAUUUCGCAUUACUUGCAUCACCACAUUAUCUAAAUGAGAUUCUCAUAUACUUCAUAGUCUUCUUAUUCAGUGCUCGCCUGAAGAGGUUCACCAUUAUUGAGUUAAAUUUUUUGCUAGCAUGGGUUUUUGUACUUACAAACUUGUUGAUCAGUUCGUUGGAAACCUUUAAAUAUUACAAGAAGACCUACGACAAAGAGUUUAAAGUCAAAUGGGCUGUAAUUCCGGGGCUUUUAUGA